UGAGGAAGAAGUAAUAAAGAAAAAAAAAAAAAGAACAAUAAAACCUGGAGUGUUGCCAAGAAGGCCUGCGUUCCCUUCACCACCUAUCAUCACACCUGUCAGGGUCGAUGAUGAAGGCAUGGCUGGUGUAUCAGCUGCUGGAAUCCAACCACAUAAUAUUACUCCAUGUGAAUCCUCCACCAUCGGGGGAGAAACCUAUGAGGCCUUUCAAGGGAACCAUCAAGAUGGAACGGAUACAGUCUCCAAAGAGAUUUUCAGUUUCCUGGAGGGUAUGGAGAGGAGGAUUAUGCUGAAGUUGGAAAGGAUGCACGAGGACAUAAGAAAUGGCAAUGGUAGAGUCAUGGAGGCUGUGGAGUCCAGGCCAGGAAGGACAUCUGAGGCAGCUGAAGAGGACAUGUUAGAGGGUCCAUGUCAAAACCUCGCAGACUUGGAGGACCUCUGCAAAAAGAUUGCAGACCGCUCUUUUAAAAAGAAAAUGAUUCGGCACCUGAGCCUUCUUGGAGGCAGCAAUGUCGGGGAUGGGGUUCGAAGGAUGCUGAGAAAAAUCGGCACUAAUGAGCUGUGGAAGGGGUUCAGUUUAAAGGGGAGAAAGGGGAAGAGACCCUUCCACAGUUUAUUAAUUUAUGACGUGGUGAUACGUGCCUGCAGCCGUACCUUUCCGAAUGUGGACUGCCAGAAGGUGGAGGAGGCCAUUGCGGUUACCCUCAAACAUGCUCCCCACCGCAGAUCAACAAACCAGGUAUUGAUUCCGGACGACCUGGUGGAGGACGAGGAGGAGGGGGAGGACGAAGUGGAGGAAUAGGAGGAGGAGGAGGGAGAGGAGUCAA
Molecule: messenger RNA, 827 nt
Organism: Gadus morhua (Atlantic cod)
Lineage: Eukaryota; Metazoa; Chordata; Actinopteri; Gadiformes; Gadidae
Exons: 8
Coding region: 119-802 (227 amino acids)
Source: RefSeq, a predicted model, not a curated record